Molecule: messenger RNA, 420 nt
Organism: Anopheles nili
Lineage: Eukaryota; Metazoa; Arthropoda; Insecta; Diptera; Culicidae
Gene: Polr2D
Product: DNA-directed RNA polymerase II subunit Rpb4
Exons: 3
Coding region: 1-420 (139 amino acids)
Biological process (GO): nuclear-transcribed mRNA catabolic process, deadenylation-dependent decay; transcription initiation at RNA polymerase II promoter; positive regulation of translational initiation
Cellular component (GO): RNA polymerase II, core complex; P-body
Molecular function (GO): nucleotide binding; translation initiation factor binding
Source: RefSeq, a predicted model, not a curated record
AUGGCAGGAUUCAACCCAGUUGAUAUGGUUGAGGAAGAUGCGGCUGAUUUGCAAUUUCCGAAAGAAUUUGAGAAUGCCGAAACAUUGCUAAUCAGCGAAGUGCAUAUGCUUUUGGAACAUCGAAAGAAUCAAAACGAAUCCUCGGAAGAGGAGCAGGAAUUUUCAGAAGUUUUCCAUAAAACGUACACUUACACGAACGAAUUUCGAAAAUUCCGCAACAAAGAAACUAUUGCCAGUGUGAGAAGCUUGUUGAUGCAAAAGAAACUCCAUAAAUUCGAGCUUGCGGCACUUGGCAAUCUUUGCCCGGCUUCACCAGAAGAAGCAAAAGCUCUGAUUCCUUCUCUAGAAGGUCGAUUCGAAGACGAUGAGCUGCAGCAAAUACUGGACGAUAUUGGCACUAAACGCAGCUUACAAUAUUGA